This is a messenger RNA of Micromonas pusilla CCMP1545, 540 nucleotides long. RefSeq lists its product as uncharacterized. Lineage: Eukaryota; Viridiplantae; Chlorophyta; Mamiellophyceae; Mamiellales; Mamiellaceae. Bases 1 to 540 code for a protein of 179 amino acids. The record is from RefSeq and is a predicted model, not a curated record. The transcript has a single exon.
AUGGACGCGGGCGCCGCGCCGUGGUGGGCCGCGCCCGCGACCUCGUCCAUCGUCGCGACGUCGCGCCGCGCGGACGACGACGCGGGCGCGGCGUCGAGCUCGGGCGCGUUCGGGUGCGACGUCCGCGACGCGCGCACGGGCGCGCGGCGACGCCCGCGCGGACGCGACGCCGGGGCGUCGUCGAGACCCGCCAUCGGCGCGACGUCGUCCGCGCCCGCGAGCGCGAUGGACGGUCCCACGCUCCGCGCGGCGCUCGCCGCGUCCCCUCGGAUCGUCGUGAACGUCACCGCGAGUUGGUGCGCGCCGUGCGAGAGGUUCAAGCCCAAGUUCGCGGACCUCUCCGGGGCGUUCCCGGACGUGGCGUUCGUGAGCGUGGACGUGGACGCGCUCGACGACGACGCCGUCGACGCGCUCGGCGUCGAGACCGUGCCGACGUUUCUGUUGAUGCGCGACGGCGAGGAGAAGACGAGGAUCGUCGGGAUCGCGCACAAGAGGCCGGCGAAGCCGAUAGCCGCGGCGAUACGCGCGCACCUCCUGUAG